Messenger RNA from Merops nubicus (carmine bee-eater), 1309 nucleotides. RefSeq lists its product as uncharacterized. The record is from RefSeq and is a predicted model, not a curated record. The transcript has 10 exons. The annotation marks the transcript as partial. Lineage: Eukaryota; Metazoa; Chordata; Aves; Coraciiformes; Meropidae.
UCUCUCUAGCCCUUACAACACCCUGUACUUGGAGCUGCACUGUCCAUCUGUGGCACCAUCAAUUUUGGUCACUUCAGAUAAUGGCAGAAACACAGUCAGCUUUGGGGGUGUUGCAGUAGGUCACAGGAUGAAUAAGCAAAUUACAAUAGAAAAUAUCUCCCCAGAGAAGCUGGAACUAAGAUUCUCAGUUCUGCAUCCCAAUGGCCCCUUCCUGUUGGUCAGACCAGUUGGAAUGCUUGAGCCUGGUGAAAGUAAACCCCUCAGCAUCUCUUUUUGUCCAAAUGAGAAUAAACAGUUUUUUGAAAUGUUGGACAUCCAGACAGCAAAAACCAAUCUAAGCCUAAGUCUCAUGGGUCACGGGGUGAUGCCAUCAACUGUUUGCUCUGUGGAAGACAUACUCGACAUGGGAUAUGUCCUGGCUGGAGAGAAGGUGACUUCCACAUUCAAGGUACAGAACACUUCCACGCUGAGCCUGAGGUUCUCCAUCCAGCUGGACUCUCUGUCAGCAGUGUGGGACACAGGCCAGCAGAGGCUGCCCUCCUUCGUUGUGUCCUCUGCCCAACGGACUGAGAUUGUUGGAACACAGAACUACAAUGGCUUAAGUGUUUUCAGCGUCUUGCCAAUAGAAGGAGAAAUUCUUGCUGGGAAGAGUCAGGAUUUCAUUGUUACUUUCAGUCCUGAUCAUGAAAGUCUGUACUAUUCUGACCGCCUCAAGGUUGUGCUCUUUGGCAAGAAAACAGCCCAUGUCAUCCACCUAAAGGGUGCAGCAAGAGCUCAUCCAAUGUUUGUGGAAGGGGGAACUCCUCUGGAUGUGCCCGUGGAGUCUUUGGCAGUAACAUUACCUGUGUCAGCACAGGGAGCACUGAAAGGAGAGCUACAAGAGCCAGUGAAAUCCAUUCUUCUGAUUCUGGAGUACAUCGAGGGAGAGGGUUCUCCAGUGCCAGCAACGACAGAACUGAAGGUUGGAGUCAUAGACACACCUCAGUUUGCUAAGAAGAAGGUGGAGUUCAGCCUGGAGGGGCUGCGGCUGCUGCAGCAGAAGGGCUUCGCCGUGGACUCGGCCCAGGGCACGGUGGAGCGCGGGCAGGUGAAGCACAUCCGCGUCUCUUGGGUGCCACCUCCCGACCUCCCGCCCAACGAUCCUCUGAUUGUGACAGCCAUCCUGACCUUAAAAGGUGACAUCAAUGAAUGCUACAGAAUUCUCUUCACGGCAAAAGUUGUAUCUGGAUGUGCUCCCAUUGAGGGAACCAAGCUAAACGGGAAGGAAGAUGAUGGCUUUAUUACUUGGAAGUCACCAGAUCUCUGUUAA